Messenger RNA from Hemiscyllium ocellatum (epaulette shark), 1534 nucleotides. Its product is annotated as ankyrin repeat domain-containing protein 46. The transcript is spliced from 4 exons. The coding region runs from base 48 to 794 and encodes 248 amino acids. Gene Ontology annotation, molecular function: protein binding. NCBI's taxonomy places the organism in Eukaryota, Metazoa, Chordata, Chondrichthyes, Orectolobiformes, Hemiscylliidae. The record is from RefSeq and is a predicted model, not a curated record.
GGGGGAGGGGAGGCGGCAGUACACAGACCCAGGAGGAGGAGGCUGUCAUGUCGUACGUGUUUAUUAACGAUUCCUGCCAGACCGGGGUGCCGCUGCUGCAGGCCUGCAUCGACGGGGACCUGGCGUACGCCAAGCGGCUGCUGGAGAGCGGCUUCGACCCGAACAUCCGCGACGGCCGAGGCCGCACCGGCCUUCAUGUGGCCGCCGCCCGCGGCAACGUCGACAUCUGCCGCCUGCUGCACAAGUUCGGGGCGGACCUGCUGGCCACCGACAACCAGGGCAACACCGCCCUGCACCUCUGCGGGCAUGUCGACUCCAUCCAGUUCCUGGUGUCCAACGGCCUUAAAAUAGACAUUUGCAACCAUCAUGGCGCCACCCCACUCAUUUUGGCAAAACGUCGAGGAGUAAACAAGGAUGCCAUCAAGUUGCUGGAGUCCUUGGAGGAGCAAGAGGUGAAAGGAUUCAACCGUGGAGCUCACUCGAAAUUAGAGAUUAUGCAAACUGCAGAAAGUGAGAGCAAGCAGGAGGCUCAGAACAGUACCAUCAGAGGCUGGGAAACAGACCAUCAGCCCCUCAGUGCAAUGGAGAGCCACUCGCUCUUGAAUCCAAACCUUCAGAAUACGGAUGGUGUCCUUUCUAGCUUCCGAUCCACCUGGCAGGAGUUUGUGGAUGAUUUGGGCUUCUGGAGAGUUCUGCUACUCAUCAUCGUAAUUGCACUGUUGUCUCUUGGCAUUGCCUACUAUGUCAGUGGUGUCCUGCCCUUUGUAGAAAACCAGCCAGAACUGGUGCAUUAAAACCUCAACACUACCCAAUGUAACUAAGUACGAGUCUGUAUUAGAAGACAAGAACGCUGGCAGACCUGUCGGCUUUGGUAGUUGGCAUUCCAGUUAUGAGAGCUUGUUUGCUACCAAAACUCAACGCUCCUAAUCUUGGCAUCUGUUUUCAUUUUUCAGGCUUAAAUUUUGGUUUUUUCUUUUUGAUUACAGCCAGUAAAAUGAAUAGUUUUGAGAAUAUCACACUACUAAGUCAGGAUGUGGAUUUAAGCCUAGUAGUGAAAAGUAAUCUGAAGGUAGAACUUCAUACUGGGCUUAAGUUGUUAGAUGCAUAUUUUUGCCAUUAAUUGAAAUCCUUAUUUGUGUUGCGUAUAGGCAGAAAUAUCUGUUGAAAUGUGUUUGUUUUCUAGGCCACAGGUCCAUUCUUCAAGAAACUAUAGCAAAUCACAUUCCUGAUGUGUAAAAGUUGAAUAACUUAGAUAUAAGGCUUCAUGUUUUAAGAUUAAUAUUGAUCAUAAUGAAGGAAUGAAAUGAACAUAGACAUAAAUAACUGAAAUAUUUUGAAAGGAGGUCAGAAACAUGUAAAAGUCUUGAUCCACAUCUUGUUUUGUGACUUCAAAUGUUUAUCAGUACCGUCCAUAAAAAAAACCAUGUAGAUCACACAUUUAUGCACUUUUACUUGUAAUGAAAUCAAUUUUACAUGUAUUCAUGGCAAUUGUUAUAUUCAGUAAUGUUAAUGCAGUAAAUACUAAUUACAUAAA